CAGUCUCUCCGUUGUACAGAAAGUUGCUGCUUCCUUCCCCUAUCAGAAUCUGUUGUUGUGGAGCGUCUGAUCUUUUGAGCCCUGCAUUUACCCAUAAUGAGCCCCCACGCUGAGUUCCCUACCAGCUCGUCUGGCAAUCCGACACCAGCUGCACAGAGAGCUUUCGCUGGGUUCACAAAUGGUCUGGAGGAGAGCGACUUUCCCGCAUUUGAGAACCGAUCGAACCUGCGAUAUACCCCGGAAGAUGAGCUGCACGAUUUGAUCUGCGUAGGCUUUGGACCUGCAUCUCUGGCCAUCGGUGUUGCGAUCCACGAUGCGCUCGAAGGAACGGAUCCUUCGCUUCAAGACGUCGAAGGUCUGCAGAGCCGGCCACCAAAGGUUGCGUUCCUGGAGAAGCAGUCGCAGUUCGCAUGGCAUGCAGGCAUGCUUUUGCCUGGCGCAAAGAUGCAGAUCACAUUCAUGAAGGACAUGGCAACCAUGAGGAAUCCACGUAGCGAGUUCACAUUCAUCAACUACCUGCACCAGAAGAACCGCCUGGUCGAGUUCGCCAACUUGAACACUUUCCUCCCCGCACGUGUCGAGUACGAAGACUACAUGAAGUGGUGUGCAAGCUGGUUUGAGGAGGUCGUUUCGUACUCUCAGGAGGUUAUCAAGGUCAACCCUCUGAAGUCCGCCAGUGGCGAGAUUACCACCUUCGAGGUCGUUUCCAAGAACCACGUAACAAACAAGAUCGAGACACGGAGAACAAAGCACGUAGUCAUCGCUGCAGGUGGAAGACCAAACAUCACCGCACCGUUCCCCCAGGACCACCCCAAGGUUGUUCACUCCUCGAAGUUCUCCUACAUCUCCAAGCAGAUUCUCAAGGACCACCAAGCACCCUACAAGGUCGCAGUCGUCGGCAACGGCCAGAGCGCAGCAGAGAUCUUUGACUUCCUGCACGCAAACUAUCCUAACUCCGAGACACGCCUACUGAUCAAGGGCGGAGCGCUGCGACCCAGUGACGACUCACCAUUCGUUAAUGAAAUCUUUAACCCCUCGCGCACCGAAGUUACAUACAACCGCGACCCCACCCUCCGCGCCCAAACCCUCACCGAAGACAAGGGCACAAACUAUGGCGUCGUACGCAUCAACCUCCUUGAACAUAUCUACGAGACCCUCUAUCUACAACGCAUUAGGUACGGUAAUUCGCGCGAAGCCGAGGAGCAAUGGCCACACAACAUCCUGCCCUACCGCAGGGUCACGGCCGUCGAAGAUAGCCCCAUUAUUAAGGACGGAAUCCGCUUGCACGUUCGCGACCAGAGCCCGCUGUACUUCAGUGAGGUGCCUGGCGCAGGCGAGGAGAAGCAGAUUCUCGAUGUUGAUGCGGUGUUCGUUGCUACCGGGUAUCUGAGGAACCUGCACGAGACACUGCUGAAGGACGCUAGACAUCUCAUGCCUGGCGGCGAUCUGAGAGAUGCGAAGUGGACGGUGCAGAGGGAUUACAGGGUGAACUUUGAGAACAAGGCAGUCAGCAAAGAUGCUGGUGUCUGGCUGCAGGGUUGUUGUGAGACGACGCACGGUUUGAGCGAUACCCUUCUUUCUGUUCUUGCAAGCCGUGGUGGAGAGAUGGUCAGGGCUAUCUUCGAGAAGGCACCCAAGUGGGACAACACUGAUGUCCUUGGCGGGUUCCAGGCUCCAAAGCUCUAAGCCACCCUUCUGAACACCUUUGGAUUCCUGGCGUCUUUGGCGCACUUCCUUUCUGAG
Molecule: messenger RNA, 1743 nt
Organism: Macroventuria anomochaeta
Lineage: Eukaryota; Fungi; Ascomycota; Dothideomycetes; Pleosporales; Didymellaceae
Product: L-ornithine 5-monooxygenase (L-ornithine N(5)-oxygenase)
Exons: 4
Coding region: 97-1686 (529 amino acids)
Biological process (GO): intracellular iron ion homeostasis
Source: RefSeq, a predicted model, not a curated record